ACGAUGAACGAAACACUUGGCGCUUGCUAUAAACUCGAUCCUGAUAUCGACAAGAUGACUUGGGCGGAAGCCGACUUGUUCUGUGCAAAAAACUUUGGGGCACGCUCGGCGUCUGUCACAUCUCCAGAGGAACGAGAAUUCAUUCGGACACUAACCGGAAAUGAUAAGAGUUGGUGGACAAGUGGCAACGAUCUGGGAACAGUUAACAAGUUUGCCUGGGCGGACAGCGGUAAAUUGAUGACCGAAGGUGCCUCUAGCCUGGGCAAGAACGCCCCGAACCAACGUUGCGUGAAGCUCCGGGAGGCCACGCUGAAACCAGAAGCGACACCUUGUAACGAGAUGCACAAUGUCAUUUGCAAGACGUUGAUAUAACUGGAAUCGGACCAUUCUUAACGCCGGAUGAGAGAGAUAAUGUCCAAUGAGAUAAAUAUUUAAACUUAUUAUAAUCAGAGGGUAUAUUUGAUAUUGUUGUGGGUUUCAGCUUAGAUGGAAUAUGUAUAAAAAUUGAUGAGACUGAAUUUCUACAGCGAAAUGACACACACGCACACACAACACACACACAUCAAUUAUUAAUACGGAAGCUU
Molecule: messenger RNA, 584 nt
Organism: Lingula anatina
Lineage: Eukaryota; Metazoa; Brachiopoda; Lingulata; Lingulida; Lingulidae
Product: matrilin-1-like
Source: RefSeq, a predicted model, not a curated record